Paramecium pentaurelia is the source of this 442-nucleotide messenger RNA. NCBI's taxonomy places the organism in Eukaryota, Ciliophora, Oligohymenophorea, Peniculida, Parameciidae. The record is from the annotation of a GenBank genome assembly.
AUGAUGUAAGCUAAAACUUACCAUAAACUGGAUUUGGGAUUUCCAUUUUAAAUUUAACAAUUUUAACUUAAUAAGCAAUUUCAUCACAAAAUCCAGUAUUAAUUACAUAAUUGUUAGGAGAAGUGUAUCGAUAUGUAUACUAAAAUGAGCCUAAAUUAAUAGUAACAGUUUCAGAUGACCAUGUACCUUGAAAAUAUAAAUCCACAGAAAAAUAAUACCCGUUUUAAAGCAUUAGAUUAUAAUAAUAUUCUGCUGAAGGAUAUGUACUAUUUAGAGUAAUUAAUUUUGUUAGAUAAUUAGUGCAAGUUAUAUAAUUUGCACAUUUAAAAGUGGAUGGAAUAUAAAAUUCCCUACAAUCAAAAUCAUCGAUAAAGUAUGCGUAUAAAAUUUUCCAUUAUUAAUUCGUAACAUCAAUUAAAGCAAUAAGGAUGAAGAUUAUUGA